Molecule: messenger RNA, 1605 nt
Organism: Pyricularia oryzae 70-15
Lineage: Eukaryota; Fungi; Ascomycota; Sordariomycetes; Magnaporthales; Pyriculariaceae
Product: cytochrome P450 oxidoreductase GliF
Exons: 3
Coding region: 1-1605 (534 amino acids)
Molecular function (GO): heme binding; monooxygenase activity; oxidoreductase activity, acting on paired donors, with incorporation or reduction of molecular oxygen
Source: RefSeq, a predicted model, not a curated record
AUGUUGUCUCUUUUGGAAACCAAGAUCAUCGAGCCAUUCAUGGUUGUGAGACAAACCCUCGCGCCACUAAGACUGUCAAGGUGGCAAAUUUUCAAGCAUAUGACCAGAAUCCUCAUUUUUUCAUCCAAUACUCGUACAAUCAUUUUUUGCGUCUUGAUGAGUCUAGUUGGAUACAUUGUAUCUCGUAUCAUUUGGGGUCGUCAGGAAAAGUAUCCAGAUCAUGGCCUUCCCAUUGUCAAAACCAAUGAUUACCAUUUCGACAACAUCGUCGCAGAGGGCAAAAGAUUGUAUCCAAAUCAGGCUUUCAUGGGCAUCAACAAACGAUACAAGUUUGUGAUUUACCCGUCGAGCAGCUGGGAGGAGUUGAAGCGCAUUCCCGAGCAGACUGCUUCUAUCAUGGACUUCCAGCAUGUCUGCAACUCUGGCGAGUGGAGCCUGGUUGGCGGUGAGACGCACGAACUCGUCAAGACCAUCACUGCCGAGCUCACCCGCUCCCUGCCCGCUCGCGUGCCCAAUCGUCAACAGGACGCCAAGAUGACCUUUGAUACAAUCAUCGGGCACUGCCCCGAGGAGAAGGGCUUUAAUCUUUUGAUGACGUCCCUGGAGAUCAUUGCCAAGAUCAAUGCUUGCACCUUUGUGGGCAGGGAGCUUGGAGCCAACAAGAGCUGGGUCACAGCCGUCGUGUACUCUCCCCUUUGGGUCUAUUUCGCAGUCACGCUUUGCAACGCCACGCCAGACAUUUUGAGGCCGCUGCUGCGGCCCCUGUUCUUUUUGCCGGCGCUCAGGAACUACUGGAACAUGCAAAAGCUGCUGAAGCCCAAGCUGGACCGGGAGAUGGAGACGUUUAGACAGACGGACGACAAGCGCAAGCUCCUGGUACCAAAGUCCGACCAAGAUUUGCCUUUUACGCACUUUUUGCUGUCCCGGUACACCGAGGCUGCGGCGACCAUCAAGCAGCUCGUCAUAGACUACAUCCAAGUCAGCUACACCUCGACGCCGACCACGGCUUCUGCGCUGUUUCAUGCGCUGUGGGAGCUGGCUCAGCACCCUGAGGCUGCUGAAGUCAUGCGGCGGGAGCUGGCGACGGUGAUGAUUGAUGGAAAUCUCCCAAAGACUCACCUCCAGGAGCUCAAAAGGAUGGACAGUUUCCUCCGGGAAUCUUUCCGACUUCAUCCCAUCACUCGUUUCACCCUUCAACGCUACGUCAAAGAGCCCUUCCAGCUUUCCGACGGUUCUCGGAUUCCGCCAGGGGUCAUGGCAGUUGUCGAUGCGCAGGAGAUAAACCGAUCGCCCGAGAUUUGGGAAAAUCCCGACGAGUUUGACAUGGACCGCUUUUAUCGUCUGCGCGAGAUUUCUGGCAACGACAACCGGUACCAUUUUGUCACGACCAGUUCCAACUCACCCGGCUGGGGAGACGGGACCCAGGCCUGCCCCGGUCGCUUCUUUGCCACCAGCACUCUAAAAAUAGUCAUGGCCCAUAUCGUCAUGAACUAUGACGUUUCUCUGCGUAAGGUGGCCCCACUCAAGAGCCAACCCUUGGUGAACGGCUCCUACUCGCCGGACGACUCGGUGGAGAUAUUCUUCAAGUCCAGGAAUGUUGAGUAG